Messenger RNA from Microsporum canis CBS 113480, 1584 nucleotides. Its product is annotated as carboxylic acid transporter. The transcript has 4 exons. Gene Ontology annotation, cellular component: plasma membrane. NCBI's taxonomy places the organism in Eukaryota, Fungi, Ascomycota, Eurotiomycetes, Onygenales, Arthrodermataceae. Gene Ontology annotation, molecular function: secondary active monocarboxylate transmembrane transporter activity. Gene Ontology annotation, biological process: plasma membrane lactate transport. The record is from RefSeq and is a predicted model, not a curated record. Bases 1 to 1584 code for a protein of 527 amino acids.
AUGGCAGCAGGAUGGUUUUACUCGUCACAGCAAAUUCGUCAUUAUUUUAUGACGCGAAUCUCCAGCCUGAAACCGUCGAAGAAUCCCUACCAUAUCCUUCGCGAGCUGGAUAGCCACCACUGGCUUAUGUUUAGCGUCGGAUUUAUCGCUUGGGUUUGGGAUGCAUUUGAUUUCUUCACCGUAUCUCUCACGAUAACGGAGAUAGCCACCGAAUUUGGAGUUACAAAUUCGGAGGUGUCAUGGGGGUUAACCGUGACGCUUAUGUUACGCUCUGUUGGUGCUAUUAUAUUUGGGCUCUUCGCGGAUAGAUAUGGGAGGAAGUGGCCAAUGAUCGUAAAUUUGGUACUAUUCAUUGUCCUUGAGCUGGGUUCAGGGUUUUGCCAGAAUUUGUCCCAAUUUUUGGCUGUUAGAUCGUUGUAUGGGAUUGCCAUGGGAGGUCUAUUUGGUCCCGCGGCAGCAACUGCUAUGGAAGAUUUGCCAUAUGAUGCUCGCGGAAUUGCGUCAGGCCUUUUCCAACAAGGCUAUGGCACAGGCUAUAUGCUCGCGGCCAUAUUCUAUCGAGCAUUGGUGCCAACCACCAAGUUCGGAUGGCGGAGCCUCUUCUGGUUUGGUGCUGGACCCCCGAUUUUCAUCAUUCUUUGGAGAUACUGCCUUCCCGAGACCCGUCAUUUCCAAGUAAUGAAGGCAGAGCGCGAGUCGCGAAUGUUAGCAGAGGAGGAUGUCUCUGCCGGCUCUAAUUCUAUACAGAAAUCCCGCAUGAGUGGACUGCGUGCCUUUUGGAAGGACUCUAGUCCCGGGCUAAAAGAGAACUGGUUUUUGAUGGCCUAUCUUGUCGUAAUCAUGACCGGGUUCAACUCAUGCUCCCACGGCAGCCAGGAUUUCUAUCCAACCUUCCUCAAAGACCAAGUAGGGAAAAGCCCAACCCAAACUACGGUUAUCAUCGUGGUAGGUAUGCUAGGCACAGUUAUCGGCGGUACACUGAUAGGAUGGAUUAGCACGUUCCUUGGAAGACGGCUGACAAUGAUCAUCAGCUGCUUUUUCGGAGCCGCUAUUUUACCUGCAUAUAUUCUGCCCAGGUCGAACGCCUUGAUCGCAUCAUCCUUUUGGCAACAGUUCUUUAUCGGUGGUGUCUGGGGCCCUAUCCCCAUUUAUCUUUCCGAACUUUCCCCUAAGCCGUUACGCGGUCUGCUGGUGGGGUUGACCUAUCAACUAGGAAAUUUGGCUUCAUCUGCAUCAGCGACUAUUCAGGCUGUUAUUGGAGAGAAGUUCCCAUUACCCGAUGGACCACAUGGGAAGAAACGAUUCGAUUAUGGGAAAGUCAUGGCUAUCUUUAUGGGAGCUGUAUGGGUAUUUUUGUUGAUCUUGCUACUUCUGGGGCCAGAAAUGUCACAGGAAGAAAGAGAUGAGGAAGAGCUGGCUGCGAGGGAAAUAGAAAGGCGGAGAAGAGAAGGGAAAACUCUGGAGGAGAUUGGAAGGGGAAGGGCUCUGCUAACUGACGUCAAGGUCCUGAAGGAUGAAGGAGACGAAGGCAAGGAGCUAACUAUCCAGCAUGUGGCUGAAGUAUUUGCGGAGAAAAGUGUUUAA